This is a messenger RNA of Diaporthe citri, 1809 nucleotides long. RefSeq lists its product as uncharacterized. The record is from RefSeq and is a predicted model, not a curated record. NCBI's taxonomy places the organism in Eukaryota, Fungi, Ascomycota, Sordariomycetes, Diaporthales, Diaporthaceae. Gene Ontology annotation, molecular function: flavin adenine dinucleotide binding; oxidoreductase activity, acting on CH-OH group of donors. Bases 1 to 1809 code for a protein of 602 amino acids. The transcript is spliced from 3 exons.
AUGGCGUCAGAAUAUGACUUUGUGGUCGUUGGAGGUGGCACUGCUGGCCUAAUCGUCGCCACGCGCCUUUCCGAGUCCCCUGACAACCGAGUUCUCGUCCUGGAGGCAGGAUCGGAUCAUACUGAAGAUCCACGGGUGAAGACGCCGAUUUUCUACUCGGCGUUGCUUGGAUCGGAGGCUGAUUGGGGCUUCCGCAGUGAGCCACAGGGAAACCUCAACGGGCGAGUGAUCCAUCUGCACCAGGGUAAAGCUCUUGGCGGUUCGAGCGCUUUGAAUGCGCACGUGUUUGUCCCUCCCUCGAAAGGAGUUAUUGACCCCUGGGAGACGCUGGGCAACGAAGGCUGGAACUGGAACGAUCUCAGGACGCAUCUUUCCAAGGCCUACACCAGCCCCACGGUCGACAAAGCGACUGAAAAGGCCCUGGGAAUCGAGGGCUGGGCUCGUAGGAACGAUGCAGCUAAGGGACCAAUCCAGACCAGCUUCUCUGGCUAUAUCUCCCAUCCUGUCCGUGAGGCCUGGGCGGACAGCUUCAAAAAGAACGGUCACUUCAUGCAGCAAGACCCAUUCCUCAAUGGGUCAGUUGGGUCUUUCAGCUGCCUCGCCACCAUUGACCCCGUGAAGAAGGAAAGAAGCUAUUCCGCAAACGCCUACUACAAUCCUGUCAAGGGGCGAGACAACCUUGAAGUUCUGACCAAUGCUCACGUGGAGAAGAUCCUCACCCAGAAAGACGGAGUCCUAUUCACUCAGGACGGCGAGUCCAAAACGGUUCUAGCCAACAAGGAGGUCAUCAUCGCAGCUGGUGUCUUCCAGUCGCCCAAGAUACUGGAGCUCUCCGGUAUUGGCAAUAAAGAGCUGCUCAACAAGCACGGGAUCGAUGUCGUCGAGCACCUUCCGGGAGUUGGCGAGAACCUUCAUGACCACGCUAUUGUUUACACGGGCUUCAAGGCCGUGGACGGCGUUGCCACGCUCGACUCUCUGAUCAGACAAGAGCCAGAAGCCCUGCAGCAGGCAAUGCAGGAGUAUGGGGCAACGCAAAGCGGCCCGCUGUCGUCGUGCGGAGUCUACAGCUACGGGUAUCUGCCCGUCCUGGAGCACGCGUCAGCUGAGGGCCAGAAGGCACUGAAGGUGCUGCUCGACCAGAACCGUCCCGCUUCUGGCAGCAGUGCGGAGGAUUCCCGGACCAGAGCAUUCUAUGAUAUCGCAGAAAGCACUUUACUCGACCAAAAGGAGCCAUCCGGAGCCUACGUCUCGGCACUGGCGCAGAUAACGAUCCCACUCGACGCCAACGCUGAGAAGCCACCUGCUGCGCUUCCGGGCAAAUUCAUCACUAUCGGAUCAUUUCUCUCCCAACCUCUGUCCCGCGGCAGUGUUCAUAUCUGUUCCAAGGAUCCUUCUGCCCAACCUACCAUCGACCCCAACUACCUUUCUCACCCCAUUGACGUCGAGAUCAUGGCCCAUCAUGUAUUACAAACCAAGAAGAUUGCGGGCCUCUCGCCCUUCAACAACUUGCUGGAAAAGCCUCUGGCACACCGCGACCCGGCCGCGGACUUCACGGACUUGGAGGCCGCGAAGGCAUACGCCCGGAGCAACGCCAUAUCGAUGUGGCACCUCGGAGGCACAUGUGCCAUGCUGCCGAAGGAGAAGGCCGGGGUCGUGGACACGCGGCUGAGAGUGCAUGGUGUCGAGAAUCUGCGUGUAGUAGAUGCGAGUGCGAUCCCGCUCAUCAGUACGGCAAAUCUGCAGGCUACUGUCUACGCAUUUGCUGAGAAGGCAGCGGACACCAUCAAGCAUGACUGGAGCAUGAGCUAG